AAAUAAAAUUAUUAUUUAUUUCAAAAAAAAACAAAAAAAUCUAUUUGGUUCCCUUGAAUUCUAUCAAAAUUCAUAUGAUUUGGAAUGAAUUUUCAUAUUAUCAUAAACUUUAUAUAUUCAUGGAAAUUGUUUUGUAUUAUAUUCUAAUUUUGUAUUAUGGAUAAUGAAUCAGUCUAGAUUUUUGUUCAUUUUAUAGUAGUAUCAAUCAUGUUGUUCUCAUAUAAGCAAGGAAUUAUGACUGAUUUCUUAUUUAGAACACCUGGUAGUUAUGCAAUUCUACCAGAAUUGAAACCAUGCCCUUCAGGUGGAUUAUACUUUAAAUUUUUCACUUCAACUUCAACAGGUUUGUUGCUAUAUACAGAAAAUAAUGUUACUGGACAAUUUUUGCACUCACAUUGUUACCGAAUAGUAGAAUAAAAUUGGAGUUGGAAUUACGUUCACCUCAAUAUCGUAUAACAAGAUCACAUACAACUAUUACGUUAGAUUAUUCAGAAAAGAGUAAGAUUGAUACAUAUUUAAGUGAGUUUGAUUCACGUAUAUCUAAUAAAGCAGGUAGCAUUUUUUCUAGUCGUUGGAAUACUGUGGAAAUUACUUUCGAAUCACAGACAAACCACACGAUUGAUGGAGUAAAAUUAAAAAUUAAUGAAUAUCACACUCAAAUGAAAAUUUUUCCACCAGUAGAUUUUUCUCCGUCAAAGUUUUAUUCGACAUCAAAAUACUUUUUACUUGGUCCUUAUGUGUUUAUGGGACAACUUUCAGAUGAAAUGCGUUCAGAUGCAACUCAGCGUGCAUUAUUCAGUGCUGCAAUGCAACCGAGUUUUCAAGGUAUAGUAAAGGAUAUUUAUGUUAUCCAAUGCCCUACUUCAUAUCAUUCCAAAAUCCAAAUAGAAAUGAAUUCUUUAAAACAAUGCAUACCAUAUGAACCAAUUAUUCUGGAAAACGGUGCAUUAAAAAUUCACUCUUAUUCUAGUUCUUUAAAUAAAUUAUCACAUUUCUGUUCACCUCGAAAUAAUCCUCCAAAUAUAACUCAUGGAUUAAUAAAUGGCUCAAGUUAUUUCAAUUUAUUUCAAAAGCAAACACCAUUUGUACGAUGUGAAAAAGACUCAUCAAAUAUAUUGAAUCUUAAUGAACAAAAUCAUGCUACAUUUCAUUUUAACACAGAUGGGAUAGAUGAAAAAAUAUUUUUCGAGUUUCGAACACGUAAAGAAAAUCAAAUAAUGUUUAGCUUUGAAUUAACCAGCAUAUUGACGCAACAUACAAAGAUGAAAGUUGAUUCUUAUUUGCUUGGUUACUUAUUAAAUGGAGCAUUGGUUGUAAAUCUGUUUAACCAUUUUUCAGAAAAACGUUCUUAUUUAAACCAUGCAAACACUCAAAAGAUCAUUUCCUGUAUAUCUGAUUAUGACACUUGCUCUGACACGCAAUGGCAUCAAAUUCUAUUGACGAUAAAAAAGAAUGAUAUAUUACUUGUACUUGACAAUCAACCUCAAGUCAAAUUAAAUCCAUUUGGUCAAGAUGGAUUAAUUACUAUAAGAGUUAUGCACUUGGGAGGAAGUUUUUUGAAUACUUCACAAGAAACGUUUACACGAUUUAUUCCAAGUAUCGGGAAUCUAACAAAUUUUAGAGGUUGCUUUCAAUCGAUUAUUUAUAAAAGUGGAGAAUUAUUUAUUCCAUUAUUAAUUACAAAAAACACAAAAUAUAUUCAAUCUCAACUACCAAUUCAAUCUAAUUUACGUAAUUGUGAUUACAAAUUAUUACAACAAAAAAUAAAUAUAGAUCAUUCAAAACUAAACAGUUAUGUAUCAUUUACUAAACCAGGUAGUUAUUUAAGAAUCAAAGGAUGGAAAGUUGUACUUCAUGGUGAAAUCACAUUUAUUUUACGUACAACUACUCUUAAUGGAUUAAUUAUUUAUAGUAAUUCUAUAAAUGAAUAUGAAUUAUUUCCAAAAGAUAUUAAUGAACCAAAUUUAUUAGAAAAUAUCCAUGAAGUCAAACAAACUGGUUACGAUAUAUUUGCUUUAGAAUUACGUUUAGGAAGAUUACAUUUUUUAUUAAAUACUGGAUCAGGUAUUGUUCAACCAGAAUUUGAUAGAAAAUAUUUUGAAUCAGAAAGUAAAGGUUUUAUUUCCGAUGGAAAAGAACAUUCUAUUCAAAUUGUAUUUGAUGAAGGAGAUUUAAUAAUAAAUGUUGAUGGUGAAAACUUUGUAACACAUGGUACAGGAAUUAAAACAUAUAAAUACUUGAAUUUGAAUGAAUACUUUUAUAUUGGAGGUCUUCCUGAGUCAGUGCGUCAAAUUAACUCAUUUAUAUCGCCUGAAGUAUGGUCAGCGCAAUUAAGACAAGAUUUUGUUGGAUGUUUAGGUGAAUUCAUUGUAAAUAAACGCUUAUGGGAUAUCGAUUUAGAAAGGCGACCAUGUUGGUCUAAGCCAUUUGUGGAAAAUGGAUGUAAAUUGUCUUCAUCAAUAGACUUUUGUACAGAUAAACCAUGUAGAAAUAAAGGUCAAUGCAUCUCUAGUUGGAAUAUUUAUGAAUGUGAUUGCAGCAAUACUAAUUUUAGUGGAAAAACGUGUACAGAAAAUCCUAUUAUUGUUAGCUUUGAUGGAUUUCAAUGGUUAUGGAUAAAAUUCAGUCCAUUACCUAUUCAAUCAUCCGUUGAAGAAUUGACUUUGAGAUUUAAAACUAAAUAUGAAGAUGGAUUUCUGCUAACCACACGAAGUUCUAUUUUGUCAGCACCAGAUUGUUUAGAAUUGAAAAUUAUUUCUGGUUAUUUAUCGUUAAUAUAUAAUUUAGGUGCAAUAGACAAUAUUUACCAUAACCCGGUGUAUAUAGCUGACGAUCAAUGGCACACUGUAAAAAUUUAUAGAAGACAAAAUGUUCUCAACUUCUCAGUUGAUAAUCUAUUUCAAACUUUUGACAUUCCAAAAGAUGGUCGUUAUCUUUCACAUCGUCAUUUAAUCCUUGGCAAUUCUGAAGAUUCUCUAACAAACCAGUUGAUAGACACACCGACACAAUUUAAUCACAACAUCAAACAGAUAAACAAUUUGAAUGUUCAUGUUUUCAUUGGUUACAUAAUGGUUUUUCUAUUUAAUGGAGUUGAUUUUUUACGAACUGCGCAAAAUUUAAAACAUGAUCCUAGUUUAUACAUUUGGAAAGAUAAACUAGAUAUUACAGCUACUCAAAGUAAUUAUGAACCAAAUCAUGAGUUACCAUUAACAUUUAACAAUAAAGAUUCUACCAUUGAAAUUCAACUUGAACAUUCUACAAGUGAAUUUAUCCUGGGAAUGUGGAUAAAAUGGAAGAAAUAUGGUACAGUUCUCUUUCUUCAAGAUGGUUUCCGUCAGAAUUUAAUUCUAGAAUCAAUUGAUGGUAGACUACAAUUGAUACACAUGAAUAAAGAUCAAGCUGUGAAAUAUUCCAUUGGUGAAAAUCAAAGAGUGGUUGUAAGAGAAUGGUAUCACAUCGAAGUCAUCAAACAAGAAUCAACUAAAUUAAUACAUAUUCGGGUCAAUAAUCAAUCGACAAUUGUCAAAAUGAAUAUUUCAAAUUAUUUUGCUUUGAAAACAAUUAAUAUUGGAAGUUUAUCUACAAGAAAUUCAAACUACGAUACAUAUAGUAACUACAUGCAAAGAACAACAGGAUUUCAAGGUUGUGUAGCAUCUUUUUCAUUCAAUUAUUCCAUUGAUUAUGAUCAGUCAUCAUUAAAUAUUAAAUUGAAUAACACAACACCAUCAAGGUACCAUGUGAACUAUUUAUAUUCGAAUGAUACGCAAAAAGUUAGUUUGCACAAUAUACAAAUGGGUUGCCACUUUUCAGACAGUAAACAUCUAGAUCUGAAUCACUGUUCAGAGAAUCCAUGUCGUUUCAAUGGAAUUUGCAUGCAACAAUGGAAUUCUAUAACAUGUGAUUGUAGUUUGACUGGUUUUACUGGAAAGUUCUGUGAUAAAGCCGGAACAUCAGUUCGCCUAUCAGAAUUCCCUAGAAGAUAUGCUGUUUUUGAACUGAAUUCACCUCAGAAUACUACAUUAGAUAAACUGGCAUUCGGGAUACAAAUAAGUAACCCUGGUACAAUGUCAUUAAUACACAUCCAAGGUCAAGGUCAGUCCCCAGACUUCAUACAGUUAUCUGUAUUACACAAUAAGGAUCAACUUAAUCUUCAUGUACGAUUUAAUAUGGGUGGGGGAACUCAAACACUAUUUCAACCAAAUGUGAAUUUUAAUGAUGGACAUUUUCAUAUAGUUCAAUUUAUACGACAAGAAGCUAAAAGUAUAUUGUUAGUUGAUUUUCAACAUGAAAUCACAAAACUAACAGAAGAUCAAAACAAUAAACAUUUCAAUUUGUUAAAACGAAUAUAUUUUGGUGAAGCACCAAAAAUGAAAGAAAAGCUGUCAGUAAAUAACAAUAGUGAAUUCACAUCGAGAAAAGGAUUUGAAGGAUUUAUUACCGGUUUGAAUUUAAAUAAUAUCAACUUGAUAAACCUUUUAUAUGGAAAUAUGGUUCCUGGGAUAUAUUUAAAAACUCGAGAGAAUAUUGAACUUAAUCCAAAUUUUAAACCGAAUAUGAAGAAAUUACAUGCUCAUAGUAAAAGAACUGAACCAGAAACUAGAAGUCAAAUGAAGCAAACGAUAUGCAACUUACAGCGACAGAUUUUCAUGACAGAAUUAACGACUAUAAAACCCAACCCAUUGUUGUGCCGAAAACAGAAUGCUUAAAAUAUGACAGUAGUUAUAACUAUAAAGAAUGCCAACCAGCUGAUUUAGAUGGUAUAAUCCAACCAUUAAUUACAUUCAGUGAUAAUCCUUUAACUAUGCGAGCUGUCGAUAAAAACGAAUUUCAACAAGGUUGGAAUGCUGAUCAAAGUAAUAAUAAUAAUAAUAGGCAGUCCUCUACAAGUGAUAGCCAUUUUCUUCAAGGUUAUUCCAAACUAGAUCAAUCAACUGUACAUCUAAAUGAAAUGGAACCACUUAUAACCAAUUGGUAUAAUUUCAGUAAUAAAAUAUCACAAAAACAUAAAGAAAUAACACCAGCAUUAGAUAAAAUAUUAUCUGAGAAAAAUAAUCCUACAUUUGAUAAUAGUUUGUAUAAAAAAUCAAAAAAUCUUUUCGGUUCAUUUGUUGAACGAAACAAAAAAUUCUCAUUUAAUAUUGUACUGAUCAUUGCUGUUUCUGUCAGUGGUAUAUGUGUAUUAAUAAUUUUAACAUGUAUUAUAUAUCGAUGUAUGCGACGUGAUGAAGGCACAUACAAUGUUGAAGAGAGUACAGCAUAUACUGGUGAAACAGUACAAACUAACAGUAUCAUUGGUGGUAGAAAACAUAUUAUAAGUGAUUCAUCUAUACCACUGAUAAGUUUACAACCGGAGUUAUUUAAAUCUAUUACAUUGUUUAAAACUAAUUCUGAAACUACUGAUAUAGACGACAGAUCUCUAAUCAAACUCAAUUUGGAUAAUAUUAUAAACGAAUCUAGUUUAACAAAUGAUAAAAUCUCUGAAAAUAAUCCAGAUGUCAUUGUUAUUGAUAAAACUAUCACUAACAUGAACCCCAUUAUUACCAAUGAUGACUGUAACAAUAUUCAAAACACCUAUUUUAUUGAAGAUAAUAACAAUAAACAGGUUAGAAAAACUUAUUUGAAAGUGGAUAAAAAGAAGUCGACGGUAAAUCCUAAAGAAUGGUACGUUUGAAACUGUGAUUUUUUUUAAUAACUUUAACUGCAAUUGGGCUGUUAUUUUUCAUCCCAUAUGUCCUGUUUAACAAUUCUAGCUAACCACUUCAAUUAAUUCACUUCUUUCAAGCAGAUUUGAUAAUGUAUCAACAUUGAACACCUUAUCAAUUCAUCUCUUUUCCACUAUUGUCUAUUAUGUAUAUUUUUUAUUAAAACAAAAGUCCUACAUUAUAACUGUUACUGUUGUUAGGGUAUUACUAUUAGUGUAGAUAGUUAUGUAAAUGAAUAAUUAGUUAAAGAAAACAUAUUUCAUGACUUAAGUAUAAAAGAAAUAUUAUUUUUCACUACUGUUUUCCAACAUUUCAAUAGGACUACAAGUUUGUUUGUUUUUUAUAUACCUAAAUGUAUAGGCAAAAGGCAAAAGUAUGAUUGCUACAGCUUUUCUGUAUUGUUGUGAAUUAUAAAGUUUACUUUCCUUUCUUGUAGAUAAAUAUAAAAGAAAUUAAACAAUAGAAAUAUCAUUCUACCAUUUAUUCUUCCAUAGGAUUUUUGCCUUUUAUAAAUGAUUGUUUGAUUGUUAAUUCUCAGUUAUUUCAUAUACAUAUAUAUAGAAGAAGGAGAACAGAAUGUUGUAGACUAUUGAAUAUUUCAGUUGUUCUUUAUUUCAAUGAUAUUACUUACUUGAGUGUUUUCUGGUUAGCCUUUUUUCAGCGAGUUAGUUUCCUACGGGAUGGGGUCGCUAACCCCAUGCCCAACCCUCCUCCUUUAUCCGGGCUUGAGACCGGCAGAAGCCCUCAGAGGGACUCCAGGCAGAGUUAUUUAAAUGAUAUACAUUCAAUAAUAUAAGAAUCCAUUUUUUCUAUUAUACGUCGUGUUGUUUUACAGACAAAUUUAUGAAGAUCUUUAUUAUUUCAGAUUUUAUUUUCAACCGUUUAUUGUCUUCAUGUCAAUCAAGAAUUAUUAAAUCAUUCUAUAACUGUGUAUGUGAUGAAUUAUUCAUUAUUAAAUUUGUAAAUAAAUAUAAGAUCUUAUAUGUAAUUGAUAUUGAUUGUUUUGUUUAUUAAUUAAAUAUCAAGAGGAUACAA
Molecule: messenger RNA, 6737 nt
Organism: Schistosoma mattheei
Lineage: Eukaryota; Metazoa; Platyhelminthes; Trematoda; Strigeidida; Schistosomatidae
Source: the annotation of a GenBank genome assembly